Ficedula albicollis (Collared flycatcher) is the source of this 1096-nucleotide messenger RNA. It is a transcript of the gene CCDC172, whose product is annotated as coiled-coil domain containing 172. Bases 229 to 1002 code for a protein of 257 amino acids. The record is from RefSeq and is a predicted model, not a curated record. Lineage: Eukaryota; Metazoa; Chordata; Aves; Passeriformes; Muscicapidae. The transcript is spliced from 8 exons. Gene Ontology annotation, cellular component: cytoplasm.
CCUGUGCUGCUUUCCUGCUUGCUCUGUUUUCCUCGUGGGCUCCCCCAGCCAGUCACCCCCAUUUCCUCGAGGUUUUUGCUUGAGGUUUGCCCUCACGCCGUUUCUGCAGCCCUCAGCUCCCGCCCUGUCCCUGUGUCCCCUCAGGGAGGCCGAGGCCUGAGGGCAGAGCUGUGGGGACCCUCACAGGAGCACGGCCCACGGAGCCCACGGGCUCCAGCAGCACCAGCAAUGAACCUGAACGCUUUGCUCCAGCAAAUACAGUUCACCGAGAAGCAGGCCAGGGAGAAGAGGAACUUCAUCCAACAAGCUAAAUGCGACAUAAAUAGAGGUUAUGAAAAAAUUAACCAAAUAAAAGAAGAGCUGAGCGCUGCAAAAAUUAACUUAGAAACCAAGGUUCAGCAACUGUCUGAAAAGCAGUUCAAUAUAGAAAUUCUGAAGAAACACGAAGACGGCUUAGAAAAACAAAAAGCUGAGCUUAUUAAUCAAAGAACCAGUCUUCUUAACAUUGUGACAGAUGCAAAGAGAAAGAUUACUGAAGAGGAAGAUAAUUUUACCAGAGAAGUAACAGAGUUUAACAAUGAAUACGGACUAACAAGUAAUAGAGAUCUUCUUAUUAAAAAGAAAGUCAAGACUGAAAUAAAUGAUUUAGAGAAUGAGGCAGCUCUGUUGAAAAAUGAAAUGGAGUCAAUGGAACAUAAAAAUGUUCAGUUGAAUGCACUCCAGCUGCAGAAGAAUGAAUUAAAGCAGAAUUUAUUUACUCUCCAAAGUGAGCUCAAAGAUCUUGAGAAAGCAAUCAGGGAGGCUGAAACAAUGACAAAAGAUUUAGAAGCAGAAAAAGUUCAAGUCACUGAAAAACCUCAGACUGAUCCUGAAUGUUUAAGACUUAAGAAAGAAUUGGAAAAAUGCAAAGAUGGUAAUUGGGAAAGCCUCUCUGAGACUCUUCAAACAGAAAUUGAAAUUCUACAAAUGAAUUUAGCACAAAAGAAGUCUUCAGGGAAGUGAAUAAUACGUGGCAUAUAAUCUGGAGUGUCAUAGAAGCAAGUCUGAGAAUUUUUAAAUUGUUUUACUCAGGUUCUAUCAGAUAUGCUUCUAUUUU